GGCUACGUUUUUAGCAGAUCUCCUUGUAAUUCACCUUCCUUCUCUCUCCCCCAACCCCCUUCUCUCUUCUCCACUCCCUCGCUCUGUCUCCCUUCUCUCUCCCCCAACCCCCUUCUCUCUUCUCCACUCCCUCGCUCUGUCUCCCUUCUCUCUCCCCCAACCCCCUUCUCUCUUCUCCACUCCCUCGCUCUGUCUCCCUUCUCUCUCCCCCAACCCCCUUCUCUCUACUCCACUCCCUCGCUCUGUCUCCCUUCUCUCUCCCCCAACCCCCUUCUCUCUUCUCCACUCCCUCGCUCUGUCUCCCUUCUCUCUCCACAGUGAUGGAGUUCCCCCGGCACGCCCUGCAGCUCCUGUCAGGCCUGCGUUCUCAGCGUCAGCGUGGGUUCCUGUGCGACUGUACCGUCUUUGUGAGUUCCUCACGCUUCCUGGCCCACCGUGCUGUCCUGGCCUCCUGCUCUCCAUUCUUCCACAUGUUCUACUCUGAUCCCCCAGGGGGCACCGGGGCCAGCUCAGUCACGCUGGACGGGGACAUCGUGACAGCGGCGGCAUUCGGCCUGUUGUUAGACUUCAUGUACGAGGGUGUGCUGCGGCUUGAGGCCCCUCCCCCAGCAGAGGACGUGCUGGCAGCGGCGAGCUUCCUCCACAUGAACGAGGUGGUCCGGGUGUGUAAGAGACGGCUACAGCACCGACCACCACCAGCUGAGGCAGACAGCACGCGCCCGGAGGAGAGUGGAGUGGCGGUGGUGGGUGCAAGUGGACCCGGAGUUGGCAUGGUGGCAACAGGACCUGCCAAAGUGAUGGCGAUGUCAGUGUCUCAGUCUGCGUCAGUGGCGAUGCAGAGAAGCCAGUUGGGCUGUUAUACGAGGUCAGAGAGGAGGGUGGAGGUUCAUGCACACGCCCCUCUGAGUCCUGACAUGGCCGACACCACCCAGCCGGGCAUGGACCACGCCCUCCUUCAUGUGGGUGAGCUGGUUACCCUUUCCUCCGGUCCCUCUCUCAGGCUGGGAGGUCAGAGAGAGGUUCAGGGGGGCUCUGCCCUUUGCAGCCCCUGCAGCUCCACAGAGUCAUACAAUCUCAGCAGCCACCAUCGCCAGCCCUCUUCAUCAGCAGGUGCAUCAUCAGUGGUACCUGUGACCCAGACUGAUGGCUCCAGCUCCAUGGUGGGGAUACUGACCCAGUCUGACCACAGCAGCUCUUCCAGCCCAGAACAGGACAGCCAUGACCCUGUCUCUAACAAGAGCACAGUAAUCACACCAGGCAUGCAAUGCCAGCAGCAUGGUCUUAGUAUCAACACACACCCUCAGAUUAGAAUACAGCCUCCACACUCACUCCUCACCUCACCUCCCAACCUGAACCUUGUAACCCAUCAGGGCCAAACCUCAGCCCUGUCAAGGUCUGACGGGCUGCAGCAUGGGGGGUCAGAGAGGGAGAGCAAGGAGGCUAGUGAACACUCUGACAUGGGGACUGUGGGAGUGGAGGUGGAGGAGCAGGGGGAAGGGGUGAAGGUAAAGGUGGAGGCCAUAGUGAUCUCAGAUGAGGAGUUUGAGGAGAUGGAAGGAGUGAUGAUAAGUAGAGGAAUGAAUGGGGGUAGAGAACGAGGGAUGAUGGAGGUAGAGGACAGGAAUGAGUUUAACGACGAUAAUAAAGACAGAGAUGAACUAAACAACCCCCACUUCAUCCCUCCUCACCCCCACCACGCCUCACUCCAGAUGACCCACUCCCACCCCUCUGAGCCUUUCUCCUUCUCCUUCUCCCCCUCCGGACCCAGCUCCACUUCUUCUGAUGCUCCCCCUUUCCCCUCCUCCCUCUUCCCCUCCGUGGGCCAACAUUCUGACCAGCCCGUCUACUUCCAGGAUUCCAUGGGGAACUAUGUUGAGGACGUCCCCACGUGCAGUGUCUGUGGAAAGACGUUCUCGUGCGCGUACACCCUGAGGCGACACGCCAUCGUGCACACACGCGAGCGUCCCUACGAGUGCCGCUACUGUUACCGUAGCUACACACAGUCAGGUGACCUGUACCGCCACAUUAGGAAGGCUCAUGACUCCAGCCUGCCAGCCAAACGCAGUAAAGGAGACACUGAGGAGGGCCAGCCUCCACACAGCUAGCACACACCGAUAGCUGUAUACUUCUCCAUGCUACGGAGAAUGACACAUUAUUUAUGCCUUCCCUCUUCCAACACCAGACAUCCUGGUCUUGCAUGUCCAUGGCAAUGAUCUGAGAUACUUCCAAAUGAUCUGGGAUACUUCCCAUGAUCUGGGGCACUUCUAAACGGUCUGGGGCACUUCCAAACGGUCUGGGGCACUUCCAAAUGAUCUGGGAUACUUCCCAUGAUCUGGGGCACUUCCAAGCGGUCUGGGGCACUUCUAAACAGUCUGGGGCACUUCCAAACGGUCUGGGGCACUUCCAAACGGUCUGGGGCACUUCCAAACGGUCUGGGAUAUGUCAGAUACGUGUUUCCCUCCACCAGGAUGGUCUUUUCAGACAUGCCCAUUCCCGGGACUGAGUGGGCCCGGUGCUCAGUCAACAAGCUGGUGCUGGCUGGUGGUGUUUUAGCUAUUUUAAAUGGGACUUUCAGGACUUUUGUCUUUUACAUAUUGUACCAGUUGUCUUACUAUGACCUCAGUGCCAAAAUACUUUGUGUACUGUACUAUGUUAUAUAUUCCAGAUAAAUUGGCAGUUGUCAAGGGUACUGUUUUUUGUCAACACUAAUAGCAUAAUGGUCUGUGAUACUUCUACCUGUAAGUCUCCAUUGUUGCCAACUUUUACGAUUGGCUGAAUAUCACUACAACUUCAUUGCUGUGAAUAGAACACAUUUCUUCAGUCUAACAUACUUUCAUUGGAGUACUGUUCAAUAAAUGACUUCCA
Molecule: messenger RNA, 2865 nt
Organism: Oncorhynchus masou masou (cherry salmon)
Lineage: Eukaryota; Metazoa; Chordata; Actinopteri; Salmoniformes; Salmonidae
Product: zinc finger and BTB domain-containing protein 3-like
Exons: 2
Coding region: 321-2105 (594 amino acids)
Biological process (GO): regulation of transcription by RNA polymerase II
Cellular component (GO): nucleus
Molecular function (GO): protein binding; DNA-binding transcription factor activity, RNA polymerase II-specific
Source: RefSeq, a predicted model, not a curated record